Coregonus clupeaformis (lake whitefish) is the source of this 5448-nucleotide messenger RNA. RefSeq names its product DEAD-box helicase 3 X-linked a (gene ddx3xa). Gene Ontology annotation, biological process: gamete generation; cell differentiation. The coding region runs from base 266 to 2506 and encodes 746 amino acids. The record is from RefSeq and is a predicted model, not a curated record. NCBI's taxonomy places the organism in Eukaryota, Metazoa, Chordata, Actinopteri, Salmoniformes, Salmonidae. Gene Ontology annotation, cellular component: P granule; nucleus. Gene Ontology annotation, molecular function: RNA helicase activity; RNA binding; ATP binding. The transcript is spliced from 20 exons.
UUUAGCUUCAUUUCACCACGGAGAAGCCAGUGGAAGGUUUCGGUUACAGCUCGAGUGGAUACUUUUAUUUGCAACCACGUAAAAACUGACAGAAAGGAACAUUUAUUUACACAAUACAUUUGUUUUAUUGCCUGAAAGGACAUACAGUUAGCUACAUAUUACGGACUGGAAUCUAGGACUAAUUCUGUGAUCUACAAAGAAACUAGCUAGCGUGCUAACAAAGAAAAUCCUUUCUCUUGAUAUAUAAUCUCUAUAAUCUUUAGUUAUGAGUCAUGUGGUCGUCGAUCAUCCACAUGGUCUAGAUCAGCAGCUUGCUGGUCUAGACUUGAACUCUGACGGACAGAGAGGAGGCACCGGCAGGCGUUACAUUCCACCUCACUUGAGGAACAAAGAGGUUUCCAAAAACGAAAAUGCUUAUUCCUCUGGUAGACAGUACGGUUAUUCAGUGCCACCUCCAGUGAACUUCUACUCUCCAGGAGGAUGGGACGGCGGACGCAGCAAUGGCUUUGCCAAUGGUUACCAUGACAACAGCAAUGCGGGCUUCGGGGGACGCGGCGGGCCUCCCCGAAAUGACAGAGGUGGGCGUGGCAGCUUCCGCGGUAACAGCAUGGGUGGCGCCUCGUUUAAUCAGCCAAUGCACAUCGCAGGGUUUGGUGGUGGACAAGAUGGUGUAGGCUGGGGAGGUACUCCCAGACAAGACGCGGCCUAUAACAGCUUUGGAGGGAGGGGCAAGUCUUCCUUCUACAGCGACCGUGGAUCAUCAGGGGGCAGAGGAGGUUAUCAGCGUGGAGGUUAUGGCGGUGGAGGCAACAACCGCUGGCAGGAAGACUCCAGGGACGAUGAGGACUGGUCCAAACCCAGCCCCGCCAACGAACGACUGGAAGCAGAGCUGUUCUCAAGCGGGAACACGGGUAUUAACUUUGAGAAAUACGACGACAUUCCUGUGGAGGCCACUGGAUCCAACUGCCCGCCACACAUCGAUAGUUUUCAUGAUGUGGACAUGGGUGAGAUCAUCAUGAGCAACAUUGCCCUAACCCACUACACGCGGCCCACCCCCGUCCAGAAAUACGCUAUCCCGGUCAUCAAGUCCAAGAGGGACCUCAUGGCCUGUGCUCAGACUGGCUCUGGUAAGACUGCAGCCUUCCUGGUGCCAGUGCUGAGCCAGAUCUACACACAGGGGCCUGGAGACGCUGCGGCGGCUGGCAAGAACGGACAGGACAGCGGUAAAUAUGGGCGCCGUAAGCAGUAUCCUCUCUCUCUGGUCCUGGCUCCCACCAGAGAACUGGCCCUGCAGAUCUACGAAGAGUCCAGAAAGUUUGCGUACCGCUCCCGCGUGCGUCCCUGUGUGGUGUACGGAGGAGCUGACAUCGGCCAGCAGAUCAGAGACCUGGAGCGAGGCUGCCACCUUCUGGUGGCCACACCCGGUCGCCUGGUGGACAUGAUGGAGAGGGGCAAGAUCGGCCUCGACUACUGCAACUACCUGGUGUUGGAUGAGGCUGACAGGAUGUUGGACAUGGGUUUUGAGCCCCAGAUCAGACGCAUCGUGGAGCAGGACACCAUGCCCCCUAAAGGCAUCCGUCAGACCAUGAUGUUCAGCGCUACCUUCCCCAAGGAGAUCCAGAUGCUGGCGCGUGAUUUCCUGGAGGACUAUAUCUUCCUGGCCGUGGGCCGCGUGGGCUCCACCUCAGAGAACAUCACCCAGAAGGUGGUGUGGGUGGAGGACGGCGACAAGAGGUCCUUCCUCCUGGACCUGCUCAACGCUACAGUCAUCCCCAGUGAUGCUCCUGAUGUUCAGGAGGCUGCAGUGACACCCGGUAAGGAGUCUCUGACGUUGGUGUUUGUGGAGACCAAGAAGGGAGCGGACGCCCUGGAGGACUUUCUGUAUCGCGAGGGCUACGCCUGCACCAGUAUCCACGGUGAUCGCUCCCAGAGAGACCGAGAGGAGGCGCUGAACCAGUUCCGCUCUGGUCGCUGCCCCAUUCUGGUGGCCACCGCAGUGGCUGCGCGGGGUUUGGACAUCUCUAACGUCAAGCACGUCAUCAACUUUGACCUGCCCAGCGACAUAGAGGAGUAUGUCCACCGUAUCGGUCGUACAGGCCGCGUGGGGAACCUGGGUCUGGCCACAUCGUUCUUCAACGACAAGAACAGCAACAUCACCAAAGACCUGCUGGACAUCCUGGUGGAGGCCAAGCAGGAGGUACCGUCCUGGCUGGAGAGCCUGGGUUAUGAGAACCAGCACAAGGGCAACACGGGACGCGGACGCUCCAAGAGAUUCUCCUCUGGUGGAUUCGGUGCCAGGGACUACCGUCAGACACCCGGCGGCGGCGGCGGCUUCGGCGGUGGUGGUGGGCGCGGUGGCCCACGCACUGGGGGUUACGGAGGAGGAAGCCGUGGCGGAUUUGGUGGAGGUGGCUUUGGAGGCGGGAACUCCUAUGGCGGCAACGACGCCGGCUAUGGUGGCAACUACAGUCACUCCGGUAGUGGAACCGACUGGUGGGGCAACUAGUCAUAGAAACCCGGUUGCCACGCCAACCAAACCGAUCCCUUCACAGAAACCACAUGUUGACUACGCCAGACUAAAAUACCCCCGCUCACUCAACCCUGUGUAGUUUCACUGACACACAGUACAUUACACACAUCAAGAUUCUCUGCCCCUUCGCUUCUCUCACAUGGAGAACGACGCAACGCGAAGAUAUAACCAGCGUGGUGCCAAUCCACUGGAGAAGAGCAGAGAUUUGCACACUUUUAAGAUAAAAAGAACAGUGCGCAUGUAAGGAUGCUGACAUGUAUGGUCUGAUAUAGCAACUCAGACUUUUGUUGUUCAAAACAGCAACUCCUUUUUUCUUUGUAUAAACAAAAAUAAGAAACUAAAAGAAUAACCUGAGGAUCAUUUGUAUGUUAAUGUACUGUGCCUUUUGAAUUUAGACAGGACUAAUUCUGUUGUCAUUUCACCAAAUGAAUGUGGCCAAGAGCUCUAAAUUGUAUUUUAUUUUUUUGGUGAAAAAAGAAGCAUAGAAGGAAAAAAAACAAGCUUGUACUUAAUCAAACCUUGGCAAACACUGGGGGCAUUGUGGCUCGCUGGAGUCAUGAAUCCAUUUGAACCUUUCAAAAUUGUCGCAGGGUCAUCAUGUAGCCUUUUAUCGAGUUCAAACCCGAGUUCAAACAGCUAACAUCAUUGUAGCGUCCGACCUCACUGGGCCGUACUCAGUGUGGCUAAUAACUGUAUUCUAAUCUUAAAGGGACGAAGAGUUCGAUUACUUUUUAAUUUUUUCGCUCACUCUAUCCUGGAUAGGCUCCUCUAAGGAUACGGUAGUCUUUCCAAAAGCCAUUCCAGUUGUGAUCUCUUAAUACGGAAAGUCGUUAAAAUCAGUGCUAACAAACACACACUGGGGUUUAAUUCAAACAGAAACACUGAAUGAAUUGACUUGACAAUGUUAUGGCAGCUAGUAAGUUACUUCCCGCUAGCUACAUUAACUGGGCAGUGUUAUUUAGUUUGUUUACAUUUGAAGAGCGGGCACACGCGCGUGGUAUUGUAAAUCUGGCAGUGUUUUUUGAGUGAAAUGUUUCUUCUACAAACAUGUAUCAAAACAAAAAAUGUCCGCCAUCUUGGAAGUGAAGUUCGAAAUGGCUGCACAAGGACCGGGGGGGGGGGGUGAUGAUAGCGUCAGGGGGGGACAGUGUGGCGCGGCUAUAGCGUCAGGGGGGGACAGUGUGGCGCGGCGUUAACAUUAAACAGUCUUACCGUUGACCGCCGAGCCGGUAUUCUACGCAUGCUAGUGUUUUGUUUUUUGGUCAAGGAGAUAUAAGACAAAUAAACUGAGUCGCAGGCUUAACUUAAUUACAAACAUUUUCUCUUUUCAAGCUGUGUUGGAGGCGCAUGGUUCAUCUAUCAGAGACAGAAGCAGUAGGAGGUCCAUCACUAAGGGUUAACCAGUCAGAAAGCAAAGGCACUGGACAGCAGGACAGUUGCCGCCGGGGUUAUGGGGUGAAGGUCAAGGGUUAGGGCGCACGUUAUCAGUGCACCACCAUUGCUUUGGUUUCCAUUCCUCUUUACUGUAGCUGUGGAGGUGGCCAAAGACUGGGGACUGUUGUCCCCUUCCUUAUGGUACAUGCAUACUGUCAACUCUGGGAGGUAGUCUGCUUUAGAUGUGUAUAAAGCAAUGGUUCUGACCGACCAGACGAGGCUUUUCCUCUCAAAUAACGCGAGCCAACGAGAGGAGGAGAGAUGGGGACAUUUGAGAAUCUCUAAGUGCACUACGUUUCUUAAGUGUAUUGUGCCUUUUGAAAACUAAAAAAAUAAAUGUAUUCACUUUAAAAGCGGAUGCACUGACAGUGAGAACUUGGAUUGAAAGGUGCUACUUGAUUUUCGGUGUGUAGGCCCUUGUUUGUUGUUGUGCCCAUCAAGUUUUACAAAAGUUAUUUUAUUGCACAUCUAGAGUUUUAUAUAAAUGUCUUGAAUACGUGUCCUUAAGCUUCCAAAUAUUGUGUGUGAGGAGAUUGUGAAAAAACGCAGCUUGUUUACAAAGGGGAAGGGUUCUCAACAUUUAACCAGGAUUUAUUUGGGACCAGGGGAUUUAGCAGUUAGGGAAUUUAGCCAUUUGCACACAGAUUUCUAGAUUCUACUUUUGCUGCUAGUUUUGUGUAAUUUAUUAAGCAUUUUUGAGAAAUAUUUAUUUUUGUAAGCCUCAAAGUGAUUCUUUGAAAGUUACAAGAAACUUGACCAAAAGACGGUAACAAAAACACUGGCACUUGAAUGUUGAAUGUCACCUGUAUGCGUGAAAAAAAUUAUAUAUUUCGGGGUAGUGUGAGCUUUUUAAUGUUUAAGACAUAUUGGACUCGGUCAAUAAUGAUAAUAUCCACAGCCGUUUCAAGGCCUCGGGCCCUGACAUCUCUAAAUAUUAGAUGGUGAAAUUGGCCUGCAAAAAGAAAAAUGGAAUUAAUCAAACAUGCCAAGGUUUGGAAUUAAAGUUGUCAAAAGAGCAAAAUCAAAUUUUCCUAAAUCUAUCGGUGCAGAACUGUUCAGGAUUCUCUAAUUGUGUGCAUUGUUUAUAAGAACUCUUUAUUCUAAUUUGACCUGAUUUAUAUAUUUUUUUAAAUCCAGUGAAUGUCUGGCAUAUGACAAUCUUUAAAAAACAAAAACGUGGUUUAUUCUCUAUUGUUGCAUUUGCAUAUGGCACCUCUGGUGAUUGUGUUCCCUCAGAGUAUUGAGCAGGUCUCAGCUGCAGUAGUGUUUCCCACAGUAGCAGCACAUUAACUACUAGCCUGACCACAGGAAGACUAGGCGACAACCACCACUUGCUCAGUACCCUGAGGAGGAAAAACCCAGAGCUCUUUAAACUUAGACUUUGCUUUCUGUACUAGCUUAGAGGCUAAUGCACAGCAUGGGAAAAGACUCAGCUGUGCAAUUAUUGUAUGAUUUUACCAAAAUAAAGUUUGAAUGCAAAAGUA